Molecule: messenger RNA, 1641 nt
Organism: Penicillium digitatum Pd1
Lineage: Eukaryota; Fungi; Ascomycota; Eurotiomycetes; Eurotiales; Aspergillaceae
Source: RefSeq, a predicted model, not a curated record
AUGGACAGAGAUCGCAAAGACGAUGUCCUCUCCACUGUGGAAGUGGAUGUUCUUCCCUCAAACAAGAUCGAGCAGCCCGUUGCACCAGAUCAAUUCGAUGAGAGAUACUGCACCACCCGAAAUGAAAUCUGGGCCUAUUAUGCCUAUUACAUUGGAAAUAAUGGCUUGUCUCUGUUCAACUUCGCACCAACUGCGUUUCAAAACUUGCUCUCCCAAGCAGCCCCUUCCGAUGGACUACUCGAUUUUAUAGGCAAACCUCGCACGUCUAACAGCAUCGUGCUCCUUUCAAAUGGAAUCUCCUUCGCGAUCCAAGUCGUGGUAUUCCUGGUAAUCGGCAGUUUCGCCGAUUUCGGUUACUGGAGACCCAACAUCUUGAUCGGAUUGUCAAUUGUUGCCUACGCCAUCGGCUUUGGCUGGUUGGGCGUCCAUACCCCAGACAAAUGGCAUGUUGCGGUCGGUUUGUACAUGGUCGGUUUGAUCGCUUAUCAGACCACACUUACUUUCUGGACUGCUGCGUUCCCAGGAUUGGCACGCAAUUCCCUUGAAUUGAAGGAAAAGGCGGACGCCUAUGCCGCCGGGAUGAUAACUCGCGAUGAAUAUGACUAUGCCGAUACUAUGAUGCGCAGCAAACUUUCCAAUGUCGCUUUCUACGUUCAGUCCGUCGCGGAGAUUUUCAUUUUGGCGAUUAUUGUGGGAAUUAUGUUCGGGUUGCGUGUCAAUGAUAGUGACAGCAAUAACAACUGGGGACUGAGUGUGCUAAUCGCAUUCGUCUCUGGUGUGUGGUUGCUUGUCUCGAUUCCGUGGUUUGUUCUUGAGAAACGCCGUCCGGGUCAAGACCCUGGGAAACGGUCUAUUUUUGUUGCAGGCAUGUGGCACUUGUGGCAUGCAAUGAAGCAGAUCUGGCAUUUAAAGCAGAGUCUGAUCUAUCUGAUUGGUUAUUUCUUACUUGGAGACUCUCUCAACACCACUGUAACUGUAAUUGGAACUUUGCAGAAUGGCAUCGUUGCUUACAAUACCCUACAACUGACCUACCUUCUUAUGGUUGGUAUUGCUGCACAGGUGAGCUUCAACUUCCUGGGCGAUUUUCUUCCUAAACUGACAGAUCUCUCUCAGGCAGUUGGUAUAUACGCAUUUUGGAAAAUCCAGCAACGCUUCCAGCUCGGAACCAAAACUAUGUUCAACACCAUCGCCAUUGGAAUCAUCCUACUUGAUGGCUGGGGCAUGAUCGGUAUCUGGACCCACAAGUUUGGUUUCCACAAUGAAUGGGAAGUCUGGGUCUACCAAGCGUUUUACGGCCUUUUCAUCUGCCCUUGGUACAGCUACUCGCAAAUCAUGAUCUCAGAGGUUACACCCCGUGGCCAUGAGUUCCUCUUCUUCAGUCUCUUCAAUAUCAUCGGCAAAACCUCGUCUUUCAUUGGUCCCAUCGUCUCUAGUGCAAUUAUCGAUGCGACUCCAUCGGGCAAUGUCUCGACGCCAUUCUACUUCUUGUUUGGGCUGAGCGUUGUCAGCUUUUUGAUUCUGUUCUUGGGUGUUGAUUUAAAGAAGAGCCAGAAAGAGCAGGAGAGAUUCUUGUCGGACAAGUUGCGUCAGUUGGAUGCUAGCUCAUCGUCUUCUGAUGAGGAGAGUUCUGCGGCGGUCUGA